Molecule: messenger RNA, 1965 nt
Organism: Herpailurus yagouaroundi (jaguarundi)
Lineage: Eukaryota; Metazoa; Chordata; Mammalia; Carnivora; Felidae
Gene: OTOL1
Product: otolin 1
Exons: 5
Coding region: 204-1628 (474 amino acids)
Molecular function (GO): protein binding
Source: RefSeq, a predicted model, not a curated record
UCUUAAACAUGGCAGAAAUUAAAGACAAAUGGAAAUUUGUUUAUUGGAGAUAUUCGUAUGAUAGAGCAUUUCUCUCAUGCUGUAACUGCAGUAGUUUUACUUCAGAUGAGUUCCCUGCAUCUGAGCAUGUGAGUGGGCUGAUGAAAGGACCAACAUACGUCUUUCCACACGGAGGAGCAGCGUAAUCAACGGAAGCCUCAACUAUGUGGAUGUUUUCUUGGCUGUGUGCCAUUUUAAUUAUUUUGGCUUUUGUUGGUAUGGACACAGUAGCAAAGACCACACCGCAUCCCAAAUUUACGAAGAAAUCUGAGGGAAAAGAGAUGCCGAAGGGUCUAAAGCCGUCCAGUGGCCCACCUCCAGAAGAAGAGGAAAUUCCUUUCACAGAAGUGGCUGAAAUGGUGGAACCGACCCCCAACCCCCCAGCCCUAGAUUCUGCCUUCGGUACUGCCACUCUCUUCCCCUUUGAAAACUUCACUCUUGACACGGCUGAUUUUUUUCUGAAUUGCUGUGAUUGUUGUUCAUCUGUCCCAGGGCAAAAAGGAGAACCUGGAGAGACUGGAAAGCCAGGUCUUAAGGGAGAGGCUGGUGGAAUGGGGAUCCCAGGGCCACCAGGAAUUGUUGGACCCCCAGGUCCAAAAGGCCAGAAAGGAGAGAAGGGAUUUAAGGGGGAACGUGGGGACCAAGGAACAAGUGGAGCCCCAGGAUACCCGGGAAAACCCGGAGAACCAGGUGGCCUUGGUCCUAAGGGGGAGAGAGGAAACAUCGGACUGACCGGAGUGAAGGGGCAAAAAGGCUCCAAAGGGGACACGUGUGCAAAUGGUACCCAAGGAGAUAAAGGAGACCAGGGGGCUGCGGGCUCACCUGGCUUGAAUGGAGAGCCUGGGGCCAAGGGAGAGAAAGGGGAGAUGGGGGAAAAGGGCUGCUGUGGGGAGUCUGGGCAGAGGGGAGGGAAGGGAGAAAAAGGUGAGGAGGGUCUGAAAGGGGAAAAAGGUAGCAAAGGAGAUACUGGAACGGAAGGCAAAGGCGGCCCAGAUGGCCUGCCUGGGGCCCCAGGGGAUCCAGGAGUUAAAGGAGAAAAGGGAGAGUUAGGUCCUCCUGGUCUUGCGGGGCCUGUGGGGCCAAAAGGUGAGGUUGGGAGCAAAGGGGUCCGGGGAUCUAUUGGCAAGAAGGGCUCUCGGGGCUUCAAAGGCUCCAAGGGGGAGGUGGCCAGAGUGCUGCGGUCAGCCUUCAGCGCCACUUUAUCGAAGCCUUUCCCUCCUCCCAACAUCCCAAUCAAAUUUGACAAGGUUCUCUAUAAUGACCAAGGGAAUUACAGCCCUGUCACUGGCAAAUUUAACUGUAGUGUUCCUGGCGCAUAUGUAUUUUCCUACCAUGUCACUGUGAGGGGCAGACCCGUUCGCAUCAGCCUGGUGGCCCGGAAUAAGAAGCAGUUCAAGUCCAGAGAAACGCUCUAUGGCCAUGAAAUAGACCAGGCCUCUCUUCUUAUCAUCCUGAAAUUAAGUGCAGGGGACCAAGUCUGGUUGGAAGUUUCGAAAGAUUGGAAUGGGGUCUAUGUCAGCCCUGAGGAUGAUAGCAUUUUUACUGGGUUCCUUUUGUACCCGGAGGAAAAUUCUGGAAUUUCACCAUAAGCUGUGUCUUGAACACUGUAGUUUGGGUUCAGUGGAAUAAGUCAGGCAACACAGGUAGUGUUACUAAAAAGAACAACUUUCAUUAUGUUUUUCAUGAGUAUAAAAAUAAUACAGAAAAAAUAAGAAAAAUAUUGUAUAACCUAAAGUCAAUUACUCUGCCUAUUUUAAGACAUCACUUUAAAAAAAUAUAUUUAUAUGUAUUGGAAACAUGUGUCUAUUAAUUUUGUAGUUAGCUUUUUUCAUUUAGCAUUAUAAUGCCAUUUCCCAUGCCAUUUAAAUAAUAUCUGCAUAUAAAAUAUGAUUGACAUCUGUAAUUAAUAAAUAUAUUCUUACCAAA